This is a messenger RNA of Hyaena hyaena (striped hyena), 4019 nucleotides long. RefSeq names its product zinc finger and BTB domain containing 47 (gene ZBTB47). Gene Ontology annotation, biological process: regulation of transcription by RNA polymerase II. The record is from RefSeq and is a predicted model, not a curated record. NCBI's taxonomy places the organism in Eukaryota, Metazoa, Chordata, Mammalia, Carnivora, Hyaenidae. Gene Ontology annotation, molecular function: protein binding; DNA-binding transcription factor activity, RNA polymerase II-specific; RNA polymerase II cis-regulatory region sequence-specific DNA binding. Bases 81 to 2417 code for a protein of 778 amino acids. Gene Ontology annotation, cellular component: nucleus. The transcript is spliced from 6 exons.
CUUCAUGGAGCGGCCCCGGCCCGGCCGCCGGGGGCAGCGCGAUCCCUCGGGGCCCUGUGAGCCCCCAGCGCCACGGCACCAUGUUGCUGGUUGAGAAGACAACAGACUCGCCAGCGGUUGAGUUCUCGCUGGUGGAGGACGUGGCACUGCACUUCGCCUGCUUGAUGGGCCGCCUGAACGAGCAGCGCCUCUUCCAGCCUGACCUCUGCGACGUGGAUCUGGUGCUGGUGCCCCAGCGCAGUGUCUUCCCGGCACACAAGGGCGUGCUGGCCGCCUACAGCCAGUUCUUCCACUCACUCUUUACCCAGAACAAGCAGCUGCAGCGCGUGGAGCUGUCCCUGGAGGCGCUGGCGCCCGGCGGCCUGCAGCAGAUCCUCAACUUCAUCUACACGUCCAAACUGCUGGUCAACGCGGCCAACGUCCACGAGGUGCUCAGUGCCGCCUCAUUGCUGCAGAUGGCUGACAUCGCCGCGUCCUGCCAGGAGCUGCUAGAUGCCCGCUCCCUAGGCCCCCCGGGCCCCAGCGCUGUGGCCCUGACCCAGCCGACCACUGGCUGCACCCCUGCUGCACCGCCCUACUACUGCGACAUCAAGCAGGAGGCAGACGCCCCAGGCCUGCCCAAGAUCUAUGCCCGCGAGGGCCCUGACCCCUACUCUGUGCGUGUUGAGGACGGGGCCGGGGCUGGGGGCGCAGGUGGCCCGGUGCCUGCUGCCAUUGGGCCGGCCCAGCCCUUCUUCAAGGAGGAGAAGGAGGGCGGUGUCGAGGAGGCUGGUGGGACCCCUGGCAGCCUGUGUAAGCUGGAGGGUGGGGAGGGGCUGGAGGAAGAGCUAGGGGGUUCUGGCACCUACAGCCGCCGGGAGCAGUCCCAGAUCAUUGUGGAGGUGAACCUUAACAACCAGACUCUGCACGUGUCCACGGGGCCCGAGGGGAAGCCGGGGACCACCACGGGACCGGCCACCAUGGUGCUGGGCCGGGAAGAUGGGCUGCAGAGACACUCAGAGGAGGAGGAGGAGGAGGAAGAAGAGGAGGAGGAGGAGGAAGAAGAGGAAGAGGAGGGUGGUGGCAGUGGAGGGGAGGAGGAGGAGGAGGAAGAGGAGGUAGAGGAGGGUGGCAGUCAGGGAGAGGAGGAAGAUGAGGAGGAAGGGCACAGCGAGCAGGAGGAGGAAGAGGAGCAGGAAGAGGAAGGGCACAGUGAACAGGAGCAAGAGAGCUCAGAGGAGGAGGAGGGGGAGGGGGAGGUGGGGGGCCGGCAGGGGCCGGCGGGGCGGCGGGGCAGCAGGGCAGAGCCCCCUCCCCAUGGUCACAUGGCCACGCGGUCCCGAGAGAACGCCCGGCGCCUGGGCCCCCCUGAGCCUGAGGAGACCAGGCCACGGGGUGGGAAGAGGCCCAAGCCCGCGCCCGGAGCCUCUGCAUCGGCCCGAGGGCCACAGGCCACUGAUGGGCUGGGGGCCAAGGUGAAGCUGGAAGAGAAGCAGCACCACCCAUGCCAGAAGUGCCCUCGCGUCUUCAACAACCGCUGGUACCUGGAGAAGCACAUGAACGUGACCCACAGCCGCAUGCAGAUCUGCGACCAGUGCGGCAAGCGCUUCUUGCUGGAGAGUGAGCUGCUGCUGCACCGGCAGACAGACUGCGAGCGCAACAUCCAGUGUGUGACCUGUGGUAAAGCUUUUAAGAAGCUCUGGUCCCUCCACGAGCACAACAAGAUCGUACAUGGCUAUGCAGAGAAGAAGUUCUCCUGUGAGAUCUGCGAGAAGAAGUUCUAUACCAUGGCCCACGUGCGCAAGCACAUGGUUGCCCACACCAAGGACAUGCCCUUCACCUGUGAGACCUGCGGGAAGUCCUUCAAACGAAGCAUGUCUCUCAAAGUGCACUCACUGCAGCACUCUGGGGAGAAACCCUUUAGAUGCGAGAACUGCAAUGAGCGCUUCCAGUACAAGUAUCAGCUGCGGUCACACAUGAGCAUCCACAUCGGCCACAAGCAGUUCAUGUGCCAGUGGUGUGGCAAGGACUUCAACAUGAAGCAGUACUUCGAUGAGCACAUGAAGACCCACACAGGGGAGAAGCCGUACAUCUGUGAGAUCUGCGGCAAGAGCUUCACCAGCAGGCCCAACAUGAAGCGGCACCGGCGCACGCACACCGGCGAGAAGCCUUACCCCUGCGACGUGUGCGGCCAGCGCUUCCGCUUCUCCAACAUGCUCAAGGCCCACAAGGAGAAAUGCUUCCGCGUCAGUCACCCCCUGGCCAGCGACGGCGCCGCUUCUGCCCCAGGCCUGUCCCCGUCCCAGCCUCCGGCCCACACACUGCCCCUGCUCCCGGGGCUGCCCCAGACCCUGCCACCCCCGCCCCACCUGCCGCCCCCACCGCCACUCUUCCCCACUACUGCCAACUCCGGCGGGAGGAUGAGCGCCAACAACUGACUGCCGAACCGUGCGUGCGUGGGGCAUGGAGCCCGGGGCCGCCUCCGGGAGGGAUCCCCCUGCCCCCCCUCCUUCCGGUUGGAGGGCAGCAGCACUGGCCUGGCACCGCCGCCCUCACCUCCAGAGGUGGCUGGACACAUGCUGCCCGGGGCCCCCGGCGCUGGGGGAAGGACACCUCACUCCCAAGUGCCCCCCUUUCAGUGACUCCUUGAAGCCUUUACUUUUUUUUUUUUUUUGGAAGUGGAGGAAAAAGAAAAGAGAGGAAACUAUUUCCAGUACCCCCUCCAGGUGAGGGGGGUGCUCGAGGCACAGGUACAGCAGGGAGGGAGGGGCUGGGGAGCAGGUGUGACCCAGUUGCUCUGCUGAUGCCUAAGCCGGAGGGGGUUGGCCAAUCCAAGCCUGGGUCAGCUGCAGUGGCUCAUCUCUGCCUCCCUUGUGCCCCGUCAUCUUGGGGAGUUUGGGGAAGAGUUGGGGUAUCAGCCACUCCCCCUUCUCCAGAAGGAGUCGUGGACCCAGUCUGAGGCCUGUGGACACUGAGGCACGGGCUUGAGUCUGGAUGCCUGUGAGUGUGCUGUGGGAGAGGUGGCGAAGUGCAAAGGCUGCAUACCCAGCUUUGCACUGUGUGCAGUGUGGUGGGCAGGGGCUGGACCCCAGGCAUUUGCUCUCCCGCCCACUACCCUGCCAGCAGAGAGCCUGAGCUAUACCAGACUGCGUUGAGGUCCCUGAGUCCAGGAGAGGACGUCCCCAGCAGCCACUGGGCCUCUGGGGCAGGGGAGGAACUGGGGGCUAGGCCCAGGGUGGACAGAUGGGCUGGCUCCGGCAGUGCCAGAUCCCCCGGGCUGCAGCCAACGGCCCUGCAAAUGGGUGGACACUAGGGGCAGGGCCCUGAGAAGGAGACCCGGGCAAAUGUUUUGAGGUUUCAAGGUGCUAUCAGCGGGGCCGGGGUAGGGCUGCUGUUCACAGAGCACCUCGUCCCCCACCAGCUGCCCUGGUCAUCCUUCCCACACCAGAGGAGAUGUGUCUGUGUCUGUACCCAUCCCGGCUCCGAAGGCAGAGGCCUCACCUUCCUAGGCCUGCAGCAUCCCUGUCUCCCCUGGGCCUCUGUGCUGUGGUCAGGGCGCCUGUAGCACUGUUGGUGAGAGGGGCCUGCACAUUCAGGCCCCGGGGUGGGGGCGAGAGCCCUGGGGGAGCCCCAGCCUGUGCCCAAUGCUUGCCCCCAUGAGGCUGGCACUAAUAGGACACCCUUUUUUGUUGUCAUUUAACGUCUUUAUCCCUGCCUUUAAGAUGGGGAGGAAGGUUCCAUAAGCUACGUGUUUCCUAGUUAAGCUCUUUCCUUUUGUGUUUAUACAGUUUUGUUUGUUAUACUCUGCACCUUAAACUCCCACGACUACCCCCACACCACCACCUUCCCAAGCAUGGCUGGAGUGGGAAGAGGCCUAGGCCCUGGGGGGAGGGACAGUGGCAGGGGGCAGGGGGAGUGGGCCCCAUCAGCCCAAGGGCUGAGGGGGUCAGAACCCCUUUGACCUCCUUGUGAGGCCCAUGGCACUGGGGUGGGGGCUGGGGACAUUUUAAUCAUCAAUAAACGAAGCACUUUAUUCUGUA